Prosopis cineraria is the source of this 630-nucleotide messenger RNA. RefSeq lists its product as uncharacterized. The record is from RefSeq and is a predicted model, not a curated record. The coding region runs from base 80 to 283 and encodes 67 amino acids. NCBI's taxonomy places the organism in Eukaryota, Viridiplantae, Streptophyta, Magnoliopsida, Fabales, Fabaceae. The transcript has a single exon.
CCCUCCCGCAACCUCUACCAGACCACCACCGACCCUCUCCAUCACGGACAACAAAAUCAGAGGAAGUUUCAGGCGAAAAAUGUGGUUCGUCUUCAUCUACGACGAGGAAGAGAAAGAGCUUGGACGGCAAAAGGCCCCUGGCUCUUGCCCUUACUGCUCCGGCAAGGUCGAAGCCGUCGACGUCGAGAUUCAGUGGCGGCUCUGUUUCUUGCCCAUGUGCUUCAAGAUCAAACGCAAGUAUUUUUGCACUCUCUGUUCCAAACGCUUAGAACUCUUUUACUAGCCGCCGGGGAAUCUAAACUAAUCUGGAUUUUUCUGAAAGCUUCUACAACAACAUCAACAGUAACAAGAUCUACUUCUUGAUGUGUAUAUGAGUAGGGAUUCCGAAGUUAUAUUAGAGUUUGCCUCUUUUUCUUUCUUUGUUUUUUAUUUUGACUGCCGUUGAGAUACUCUGUCUCGAUCGUUGCUCAUCGAUUGAUUGAAGAUGCAGGACCUUUCGAUUUUCUCUCUCUAUUUUCUUCCCCUGCUUAAAUCCUUUUGUCUCUUGUAACUGUAAUUAGACUCAAGUUUUGUCGAUGGCCACUACUAGAAGCAUAUGAAAGGAAAAAAAAAAAAAGCUUAUUCUCUGUU